AUGCUUGCUGUGAAGCCCCCGGUUCCCUUUGGCGUGGGGCGAGAGUGCCCCGGGCCGGGACAGUACCGUCUGCCUCCUACUGUCGGAUUUGUCAACCACGACUACACCAAGUUAACCAGCCCAGCGUAUUCCUUUCACAGGAGACUCAGUAAUGGCAUGUACUUUAAAGACUCAAGCCCAGGUCCCUGCUAUUACGUGGACCCGCAACUCACUCGCUUUGGCAGGAGCGGAGGCCCGUCCUAUUCCAUGCUGGCGAGAGCAAAGACCCUGGCGCAGCCACGGACCCCUGGGCCAGGCAGGUACAGUCCAGAGAAAGCCCCACCUGUCACCCAGCGCAGGCCGCCAUCUUUCACCAUGGGAUCUCGUACCAAGUACCGGCGGGUGGAUCCCGUCCCUGCCCCGAACAGCUACACUCUCCCCUCGCUGCUGGGCUCCGGGGUCCCCAGCAAACCGUCCAGCCCUAGUGUCACCAUCUCAGGGCGGAACAAACAUGGUGGCUUUUCUGAGGACUUGUCCCAAACGCCCGGCCCCGGCCAUUACAACAGGACAGAUCCCAACACCUACUUGCACCGGGCACCUGCCUUCUCCAUUCGGGGGCGAUGCAGUGCGCCCGGGGCAGCCUUCCGGACACCGGGGCCUGGAACGCACAGCCCCGGAAAGGUGACCGCCCACAGGACAAGAGCCCCAGCCUACUCCCUGGGUGUCCGGCACUCCGAAUUUGUCACGCCUCUCAUUGUGGAUGUUUCCCAGUGGGGCAGCAGUUCCCUGGCGUCAGAUCACUGGCCUUGAUUUACCUUCCCUGCCUCGAUCUACUGGAUCCCCAGUGACUCAGACUGGAAGCUCUUCGCUUUGCCUCCAGCCCAUUCAUGCCACGCAGUCCUGGGAGAGCU
Chrysemys picta bellii (western painted turtle) is the source of this 890-nucleotide messenger RNA. RefSeq names its product CIMAP1 family member D (gene CIMAP1D). The record is from RefSeq and is a predicted model, not a curated record. Gene Ontology annotation, cellular component: cytoskeleton. NCBI's taxonomy places the organism in Eukaryota, Metazoa, Chordata, Testudines, Emydidae.